Molecule: messenger RNA, 1986 nt
Organism: Emericellopsis cladophorae
Lineage: Eukaryota; Fungi; Ascomycota; Sordariomycetes; Hypocreales; Bionectriaceae
Product: mRNA cleavage and polyadenylation specificity factor complex subunit-like protein
Exons: 5
Coding region: 1-1986 (661 amino acids)
Cellular component (GO): mRNA cleavage and polyadenylation specificity factor complex
Source: RefSeq, a predicted model, not a curated record
AUGUCCGCUACGGCGCUAUCCAUACCCGAGCAAAUUCACCAGCUGAACGACGCGCGCAAGUUGGUCCUCAGCGAUGUUAAGCACUACCCCAAUGUGGUUCGCGGAAUAGUACCAGUGAUCAAAGGCACCUCAGCGCUCGAACUCCGACGAUGGGGCGCCGACUUUCUGGCGGAGGCUUUCGCGACUCCGGCCCUUCCUACUGGCGAAAAGGAAACAAUGCAGCCCUAUGUCAUGGAGUGGUUGGAAUCGAUACUAAACAACGAAAAGGAAGAUAUUCAAGUGUUGAGGAGCGUUAUACAGACAGCCGCGAGUAUUUACCCACUGGCGAUGCGGUGGACGAUCAAUAACUCUUACGACAAAACUACGUGGGAUAGGAUGAUGGCAAUCAAACAACGUAUACUACAGAUUUGGGACACCUCCGGAGCCAGUGUCAAGAUCUGCUGCAUCAAGUUCGCGCAACGGGUGGUGUUGGCGCAAAGCGUCACUGCUGGCCAUGAAGCACGGUAUGGCGGCACGCUUGAUGUAUCGCUUGACAAAGUGCCCUCUAAUCAUCAGCUCUUGAGCACCCCGAGCCUCGAAGCAGAAGCUGAUGGCCCCAUGACAUCGAAACAGAAGGUCAUGGUCAGGUCAAUGGAGAAGACAACUCGCAUACUCCUCAUCCAUCUCAGCAAGCGCGACCCCCAUAACCCAAUGGUGCCACGUAUACAGCAGCAUGUUGAGCGUAUGAUGCGGGCCGUCGCCGACGCAUUCGAUGGGACGGGUAAGAAGAGGCAGCUCGAGGCCUCGGUUGAAGAGGCUCAAGGUGUGAAGAGACAACGGUUGGUACCGGCCGAGGUGACAAUUCCUCCGCUCGGCUCAGGGCCGCACAGUCUCGCAGACGUCUAUGCCCUCACAGAUGCUGCCGGGCUCAGGUCCUUCGACAUUUCACAAGUGCCUUCGCCAUUAAUAGCCAAGCUUGCCGUGAGCACGCUAGCCAGGAUAGACCCUCAGCUACUGGACAAAUCGAUCGCUGCUGUGCGAGAUCGUCUACAAGCAUUGGCUACCGCCCCGGCCCCAGAAAUCAACGCGAACACGGCGCCACUAGGCGUCGAUGACGACGACGAUGACUACGAACCCGACUUCUUCCAGGCAGAGGACACUGAGCAGAUCCUCAACAAGCUCGAUGGCGCUCCAGUUGGUUCGCACGAGCAGGCUGCCGUGGAGACUGCACUGGGCCUGAAGACAUUCCAUCUUCCACAGCCUCCUCAAUUAUCACCAGAGCUGGCCCUCACUUCGGGCAACGACAUUGUAACUAGGGUUCUGGACAUGACCAAGACAAUGGACGAACCCGGGACGAAGAAGGGCAAAGCAGGGUUCGCUCGACUUGCGGCCAGUUCUGGAAUCCGAGAGUCGUGGUUGACUAUAGUCACGCGACUUGCCACGCGAUCAUCAGGGGGGCUAGAGCGCCCUUUGAUCAAGGGCGAGGACGACCCAAGCCACACACAAUCACUGAGCGAAAACAUCCGGGAUGUUUUAUAUAGUUACAUCAUGGAGGACUUUCGAAAACACAUCGACAUCUCAGUGUCCUGGCUCACAGAGGAAUGGUACAACGACAAGAUGCAGAGCAAAGCGGGUGGCGAUCAGCCUAUGCACUACGAAGAAUGCGCACUUCGGCUCAUCGAUGGGUUUCUACCAUUUGUCCACCCGCAAGACAAGGUCCUUACGCGUUUCCUGAGCGAGCUGCCCGAACUGAAUGAUAAUAUCCUAGCACGGGUCAAGUCACUCUGCAAGGACCCUAGCAUCGUUCAGUUGGCCUUGACCAGUCUGUUGUAUCUGGUCAUGAUGCGGCCACCUAUCAAAGAAUUGGCGUUGGACACCGUGCAAGACAUCUGGACAGAAUACGAGGAAGCGCGACCGAUCGCUACGAAGUACUUGACCAAAUAUAGACCAGAUUUCAUCCAGGCAGCGAACGAGGGAACGGAUAAUACGACGGCUGUUACGACUUAA